Molecule: messenger RNA, 3838 nt
Organism: Passer domesticus (house sparrow)
Lineage: Eukaryota; Metazoa; Chordata; Aves; Passeriformes; Passeridae
Gene: CAPS2
Product: calcyphosine 2
Exons: 12
Coding region: 1580-2725 (381 amino acids)
Molecular function (GO): calcium ion binding
Source: RefSeq, a predicted model, not a curated record
AUGUUCUUCCUAUUGUCCACACCAAUCCUCCCAAAGCUCAGUGUGCAACCUUUACCUCCUGUUAUACUCUUGGCUUUUGUCAAAAAAGUUUGGUUCACUUUUCUUUGUAACUUCUCUUCAGGAUGCCUCUUAGCUGCUGGUUCUGCAAACUAAACAAACCCAAGCUCCCUUAGCUGCUCCUUUCAAUUGCUUUUGCUCUAGUCUUUAGUUAGAUCCUUUCUGAAGGAAGAAGGGAGGCCUAAAGUCUGGAAAUCACCAUGGCAGAGAGGGGAAUUAAAACUUUCCUUACAUGGAUGUACCCAAUACACUUCUUUAAUUUAUUAUAUAGAUGUGAAUUUUACUGUUUUUGGGACUGAACAAUAGGAGUCUUGCCCAUCUGAGGCCUUGAAUUUAGGAUCAUUUACAGGGAUGAAGAACCUUGAUUUGAUAUUGUAUGAUUCAGUAUUUCCAUAUGCAGAUUGAUGGCUUUUAUAACUGAUUUUUGAAGGGAUUGCUGAAAAGGUUUAUGCAUUCUAACUUUCUCAUGGAAUAAUAAGCCAUGAGAGAUUUUAUGAUUUUUUAAAGUAAAUAGUAAUUUGAAUUAAUUUUAUUUGCUCAUCACUAAGCAUUGAAUUUUGCAUCAUUGCAAUAAUUUAUUUCAUUUCUAGUCUUGUUGAAAUGAAUGCAGAUAUUGCUCUACUGAGGUCCAUGUUAAUUUUCAUGACAAGAAAAUCUUUUGAGGAAGUACUUAAGCUUUUAUUUUUAGCAUAAAUUAAAAAAUCUAUACUAUUGGCUAAAGAUAAUGGAAAAACGUCUUGACGUAUCCCUAGAGUAACUACUUAAUGCUAAAGCAAGUACAGUGAAAACCCUGAGAAAGGGUGGCGUGCAGAACUAAAAAAUAGAACAUAUUCUAUAGCUGCCAUGCUUUAAAAUAAAGCCAGCAUGUGUCUAAGCAAGGUGUUACUGAAGCUCUUCAGAACCCUUUUGUUAUUCAUUAGCACUCAUGGUCAGCACAGGCUGACUCACUCUCUGUUUUGAGGACCAUCUCAGGCUCUCCUAGAUCCAGUUUCUGAUAGUGGUAGAAUACUGGAAAAAAAUGGCAGUAGUAAUUGCCUGUGUAUUAAUUCCAUUCUGUAUAUAUUGCCUCAAUUGUAGGCAUUUCAUUUUAUCUACCUGAAAAUUUUGCUCAAGAAUACACAAUGUUAAUAUGUCCUUUUGCUGUAAUCAUUACCAAAAAGUCAAAUGUUAAAGUAGAAAUUCUCUUGAUUUUUCUGUAAUUAGGGAUGAAAGUUUGCUAGUGGGGUUCUGCAGGGCUCCAUCUUAGGCCCUGUGCUCUUCAAAAUCUUCAUAAAUAAUUGGGAGCAGGACUGGAAGGGAUACUGAACAAAUUCACCUGUGAUACAAAACUGGGAGGACCUGCUGACUAUUUGAAGGCAGGGAGGCUCUGCAAAGAGACACCUCAACAAAUCAGAGCGCUGGGCAAUCACCAGACACGUGAAGUUCAACGAGGGAAAGUGCUGAAUUCUGCACCUAGGACAGGACAGACCUGGAUGAGGAUGUUGCUGCAGAGAGGAGAAAACAGGCUGUUGUAGAACAAGUUAUGGUGGAUCAUUUAUGUAGAGCUGUUAUAAGUGAUCCAGAGCAGUCCACACGUUCUGAUGCUUGCAAGGAAGCUCAAGGACUUCUGGGAGCUGGGAUGGCACCAAUGCGUUUUAGAAAAAGGACCCUCCAUGAAACAAAAAUAAGGACCAAAUCGGGACUAACUGAGAACAUGCUCUCCAAAAAACUAUGCUUUGAUAGUAGGAUUAUAUCAAGAAAUGGUCGUGAUGCUUGCAGGGAGUUAAUUGGAUUUUUCUUUGCGUGUGACAAAUCCCUUACUGUGUAUGAAUUUCGACAGUUUGGAAAAAACAGGUCAAAUGCCUUGCCUUUCAUUCAGAAGGGAGUUUAUCAACAUCAACGUGGACAAAGAAGGGGAAAAGCUUAUGAUCUUAGCGACUUCUACGUUGGAGCCAAUCUGACUUUCCGAAGUGUUGAUCAUAACCUUCCAGAAAGUGUUAAACAGAACCCUUUUUUCACUCUUCGUGUGAUAAGUAUUGAUGAAGCAGCUAUGGGUUAUCUGAAACCUUCCUCUGUGGAACUCAAGGAAGAGUGUUCCAGGCAAGUGGUUGAUGACAGUGAAGUUUUCAAGAAGAUUCAAGGUAUAUUCAGAGAAACAUUAAGUAAAAGAGGAGUUCGGGUUAUAACAGGCUUAGGAAAGUAUUUCCGACAAAUAGACAAGAACAGAAAUGGUUUUCUCUCUCAGGCAGCCUUGAAAGAAGCUCUAAAAUUAUUCCACUUGGAAAUGCCUGAAGGGGACUUUGAAUCCUUAUGGCUUAUUCUUGAUGAUAGCAAGAAUGAUAAGGUUGACUAUGGAGAAUUUACUCAUGCCAUAUUUGGAGAAAUGAAUGAAUAUAGGAAAACAUUUGUAAGAAAAGCUUACAUGAAACUAGAUUUCAACAGAACUGGGACUGUGUCUAUGGUAGAUGUCAGAAAAUGUUACUGUGCAAAGAAACAUCCUCUAGUAUUGGCAGGCAAAAUUGCAGAAGAAGAAAUUAAAUCAUCAUUUCUAGAAGCAUUAGGAGAGUCCUGCAGCAACCCCAAUGAAGUGUCCUAUUCUGAGUUUGAAGAUUACUAUGAAGGAUUAAGUUUUGGAAUUGUAGCUGAUGAUGAUUUUGUUAAUAUCUUAAGGAAUUCAUGGGGAAUUUAGAGUGGAAGAUGACAAAAAAGAAGGGACAUUUUCUAAACAAGGAGUGACUAAGUAAGAGAGAACUUAGUCUUGAUGUACAUUACUUUAUAAUUAGAGUCUUAAACUGAUUUCAGGAACAGAAAACUUUAGAUGCUUUCGGAAUAAUAUAUAGCAAAUUUCAUGGAGUAUCUGUUGAGUUAUGCUAGCCACUCUUCUAAUAAAAACGCUGUUCAUGUCUUUUCACUGGAAAGUAUUAAGGCUGUUUCCCAUACCAAAAGCCAUAUUUUUUUAUAUUAAAAUAAAGUCUCCUAUUUUAAAAUAAGAGUGAAUUAGAAUACUAAAAUGCCUGAAGGGGUCUGUGCAAGAGAAAAUUUUGUUUUAUGAUGCAUUGUGAAAAGCUUCAGAUUGGACUGCAUAAAUGUGAAUGGUAGCUUUUCUUCAGAAAUUUUCUUGUAACAUUCUUCAUCUCACUUAUUUUUUCUUAUGCUGGUACUUAGCUUGAAAGACAGCAGGUCAUCCUUUUCCAAUUUUGAGGAUGUCUGCUGUACUGAAAGUGCAGAGAUGUUCACAGCAUUUAGCCCCUUGGCCUGUGCACCCUCUUGACUGAUCUUGCUUUGUCAUUUUGAUCAGGCAUCCAAAGCUGAGCAUUGGGUCUCAAAGGUUUUAGUAAUCACAUGUGUAUUUUGUAAUGUAUAUCAUCCUUUCCUGUAUUUUGCUAAAUGGUUUUCAAAACAAAUAAUUUAUAUUUAAAUAUCUGUUGUCUUUAUAUUGCUGGGAUUUUUUAACUAAAACCUAGCAAUUAUAUAUUUUGCCGAACUGAUAUAUAGCAUUUCCUAUAGUAAGGAAAGUAUAAAACAGAAAAGUAUUUUUAAAAGGUCCAAAACAACCACCUCUGCCACCACAAAAAUUAAAUUAUAAAUUAAAAUAUUCUUUGCUAUUUCAGAUGUUCUGACAGGUACACUUUUCAAUGUAAUACAUCUUGCCAAUUCUGUAAAAUUCUUUGUGUUAAGAAAUAAAAAUACACGUUAAUGAUAGAGAGAGACUUUGAUUUUCAUAUACCUGUCACUGAAAUUAACUGUAUGUUGAACUGCAUUGCUUAAGCCUAUGCAAUUAAAAUAUAUAAUUUUCCUCUAA